UUUGACACAAAGAAGAAGCUUCUAUUACUCGCCCGUACACGCUUCCUGUUUUCUGUAGGCGUUGUUUGUUUACCGAAACAUUCAAUCAAUCUCUUUAUAGAUUUGCCUGUUGGGUUUGUAAGAGAAUGACGUUUUAUCUUACUCUUCAUAUUUUACAAGCUAUUUACUUCCCUCAACCAACAUUUCCCUUUUCCUUUCCCUUCCGCUAUCUUCCAUUCACAGUUGUUUGACGUAAUAUGAAUGAAUACUAUGGAAAUUCAAGAGCAAGCUCGAGUUCUACUACAUCUAGUUUGAAUAGUAGUUCACACGGUACUGAGGAUGAUCAUACCAUUGCAAGAAUUUUAGCUGAAGAAGAAGAAAAUGCUCUCAAGUAUGGUGGCAACAAGCUUGGCAGGAGACUUUCUCAUUUGGACUCAAUCCCGCACACUCCACGGGUAAUUGGGGAGAUACCUGACCCAAAUGAUGCCACACUAGACCACGGGAGGCUCUCAAGCAGGUUAGCGACAUAUGGUCUUGCUGAAAUGCAAAUUGAAGGAGAUGGGAAUUGCCAGUUUCGGGCCCUUUCGGAUCAGUUGUAUCAUAAUCCAGAGUAUCAUAAGCAUGUAAGGAAGGAGGUUGUUAAACAGCUAAAGCACUUUAGAAAGUUAUAUGAAGGUUAUGUGCCCAUGAGAUACAAAAGCUACUUGAGGAAAAUGAAGAGGUUGGGAGAGUGGGGAGAUCAUGUCACUCUACAAGCCGCUGCCGAUAGAUUUGGGGUAAAAAUAUGUUUGGUCACGUCUUUCCGAGACAACGGCUACAUUGAUAUUCUUCCCAAGGACAUACAACCUUCUAGGGAAUUGUGGCUGAGUUUCUGGAGCGAAGUUCACUACAAUUCAUUGUACGAAAUUGGAGAGGUUCCAGCUAGAGUGUGCAGAAAGAAGCAUUGGCUUUUUUUCUAAGGCAUUCACCACCAAAAAUACUGCAUACUGUAUAUAUUAAUACAUCCUGAAGAAAUGCUUUGUCCGGUCGCUACAGAGCAUGGCAUGCACAUAUAGCAAAUCAUAUGUAUACUAUUUAUUGCUCAGUUUGUAAAAAGAAGAAAAAUAUGAUUCAAUUUUACCCGGUUUCGGGAUAUAUUAAGUAUUCUUUUCGAUCUUA
This is a messenger RNA of Nicotiana attenuata, 1137 nucleotides long. RefSeq names its product OTU domain-containing protein DDB_G0284757-like. Gene Ontology annotation, biological process: protein deubiquitination. Bases 237 to 938 code for a protein of 233 amino acids. The transcript has 10 exons. NCBI's taxonomy places the organism in Eukaryota, Viridiplantae, Streptophyta, Magnoliopsida, Solanales, Solanaceae. The record is from RefSeq and is a predicted model, not a curated record. Gene Ontology annotation, molecular function: cysteine-type deubiquitinase activity.